Molecule: messenger RNA, 1252 nt
Organism: Humulus lupulus (European hop)
Lineage: Eukaryota; Viridiplantae; Streptophyta; Magnoliopsida; Rosales; Cannabaceae
Product: hypersensitive-induced response protein 2
Exons: 6
Coding region: 183-1037 (284 amino acids)
Source: RefSeq, a predicted model, not a curated record
GCAGCUUUUAUAUUUCUCAACGUUGUUUUCUUAUUUCUUAUUAUUCCAAAAACGGAAACGAUAUGAAAUUUGAUUUCUUUUGAUAGACGAAUAUACACGGGUGAGCCCCUCUCUCACUCAUUUUUUAGUUUCUUUCAACUUACACCUUACAUGCUCUUCCUCCUCCACAGGUGAAAGACAAAAUGGGACAAGCCUUAGGCUGUGUUCAAGUGGACCAGUCUAAUGUAGCUAUUAAAGAAACUUUUGGGAAGUAUGAUGAUAUACUUGAACCAGGAUGUCAUUGUGUGCCCUGGUUUAUGGGAAGCCGCUUGGCUGGGCAACUAUCGCUUCGUGUUCAGCAGCUGGAUGUCCGUUGCGAAACAAAGACAAAGGAUAAUGUCUUUGUCACUGUUGUUGCUUCAAUUCAAUACCGUGCUUUAGCAGAGAAGGCUUCUGAUGCUUUCUAUAAGCUCAGCAAUACCAGAGCACAGAUCCAAUCUUAUGUUUUUGAUGUUAUCAGGGCAAGUGUUCCAAAGUUAGACCUGGAUUCAACUUUUGAGCAGAAGAAUGAUAUAGCAAAAGCAGUGGAAGAGGAACUUGAAAAGGCCAUGUCGCAUUAUGGAUUUGAGAUAGUCCAGACGCUUAUUGUUGAUAUUGAACCGGAUGAGCGUGUGAAGAGAGCAAUGAAUGAGAUUAAUGCAGCUUCUAGAAUGAGGGUGGCUACUAACGAAAAAGCUGAAGGAGAGAAGAUUCUGCAGAUUAAGCGAGCUGAAGGAGAUGCAGAGUCCAAAUAUCUGGCAGGGCUUGGCAUAGCUCGGCAGCGCCAAGCAAUUGUUGAUGGGUUGAGGGACAGUGUGCUAGCCUUCUCUACAAACGUACCUGGGACAUCAGCAAAGGAUGUCAUGGACAUGGUUCUAGUGACCCAGUAUUUCGACACAAUGAAAGAGAUUGGUGCAUCCUCAAAGGCCAAUUCAGUUUUCAUUCCUCAUGGACCAGGUGUUGUGAGAGACGUUGCCUCACAGAUUAGGGAUGGUUUUAUUCAGGCAAAUGUCGAUUAGGAGUGAUGUAGGGAUAAGUACAUAACCAUAGUUGGUUUUUGGAUGGACAUAUAGACAUCGUAAGAUUGUUUUAGCGUGUGUAAUCUUUUAUAUGUGGUUCAAAUUUAAGUUGAUGCAUUGUGCGAAUAAAUAAACCUGGAGGGAUAGGUAUCCACCCUCGUAGAUUGUUAUUGAAAGAUAAUAUCGAUAUAAAACAUAUUGAUUUUUUUUCCUUA